This is a messenger RNA of Schistosoma turkestanicum, 3850 nucleotides long. The record is from the annotation of a GenBank genome assembly. NCBI's taxonomy places the organism in Eukaryota, Metazoa, Platyhelminthes, Trematoda, Strigeidida, Schistosomatidae.
CACGAUAGUUAUACAUUCACGCUCAACCGCUCUAUUUGGAUGUCUGACCCUGCGUUGUGGACACCUCCGGACUCACCGGAGUUUAAAGGAACAGGUGCUAUAUUUUCUGAAGAAUUAGACAUAGACCUAUUGUCUGGAGUAGACUUUGAUAUACAACAAUCAUUACCGUUUCUAGGUUUAUGUUGUGAUACAGUGAAUCCAAUAAUGUUUUUGUCAAAAUUUGAAAGAAUGCCAGUUGUUCUUCAUUGGACUGAUCCACAACAGAUUUUAUGCUUACUGAGAAACAGAGUAGUCUUACUGAGCGAACCCCCCCUUGAGUCUCAUUGGGAUUCUGCAGUUCUUAGGAACGAUAUUUCAUUCCUUCUAUUGUCGAUGUACUCCUCCAUAAUGGAACAAGAGAUUGAAAAGCAUACAGUGGUACAAUUGGUGAGCUGCAUCCGCUCCAUCUUGGGUUUUCUUGGACCAUUUGCAAAUUUCCUGAAAACAAAAGCAAACAAAAAUCUCAUGCACUCUCAUCUCGAAAUAUGGCUAACAGUACUAAAACUCUUUAAUUUCCUUUGCUGCAAAGCAGAUUAUCUGGCAAUUAUAAAUGAGACACUGGGGUUAAAGCCGCACAGUUCUGUAAACGCGUGCGGUUACUUUUUGGAUAUUGUGUUGGAGAAUUUAAUACUUUAUUCAGGAUUGAAUAACUCGCAUAGGUGCUCUUGUGAUACAUUGUUAUGGAUUCUCAUGAUCGACUUCGUUGGAAAGACUCAGAAAAACUGGUUCAAAUUUCUCCACGGGAAAAUGCUAAAAUUAAACACUCAGCAGAAAGCGGAAGUGUCUGAAUUCAAUACUUUAGAAUGUAUCCGUCCAGAUUUCAAGUCCUACUUUCAGUCCUCCAGUUUAGAUAUUCCCCACCAACCCCUCACUGUGUGGUCUUUGUAUUGGAAUGUACUUGCAUACACUACUCCCAUACACAGUUUAUAUGCAGACUAUACAAAUCAGUCUAAGAUUGAGUUUGGGGCAUUACAAAAUUAUUCCAUCGUAAUCUGGUUGAUUCGUCAACAGUUCUUAGGAGAGGCUACUCCUACCGAUAGAGAAGUUCAUAUCUGCCUUACAAGUUUACUUCGCUUAUCUGAAACACGUGGAAUAAAUUUAGAAGUAGUCCGAUCUUUAUGGUUGUAUUUCAAAAGUCAGCUAAACACUGGAUUUGAUAUUUCAAAUUCAUCUUCAGGUUUGCCUACGCCUUGUAUGAGUUUCAGAUCUUGGUACAAUAAAGUGAAACCAGUUAGUGAAGUUAGGCAAAAUUUUUCUAUGUUUUGUGAACUGCUUCGAAGACUAUCUUCAUCGGACACUGAAGAGUUGUGUACAGUCUUAAGAAUUCCAUUGUUGUCACUGACUAAGCAAAGUAUUUCUUACUAUUUUUUUAUAUGGGUCAAUUUGGUCGAAAAAGCCCUGGAUAUAUUAUUAAUGAGUUCAGACAUGGAUGAUAAUAAAACAUGUUUAUUAUCCCUAGUUAACAAUAUUGUUGAAAUAUCUUCCUCGUUAUCGGAAUCAGCUAAUGUUGCCCAAACAUUAUCACAUAAUUGGGACCCGAAUCGUGGUUGUAUUCUGCUUCAAUGUUUGCAAUAUCUAUUAGUUAUGUUUACAGAAUAUGCAUGCAUGCAUUCCGAAUUUAAUAUUAAUUUCCUGUGUUUGUUUCCAGUUGUUGAGAAAAUUAAUAGUGUUAUAAUUCCAUUACGUCGUAGUCUGUCUCCGUCGUACGAGAUUCUUUCUACGGAAUCAGAAUUUGUUUUAACACAGCGUCCGGUAGCAUUUAGUCGAUUAUUUACCUCGAGUUGUAUUAGUGACUUCACAUCAAUCUCAACCCAGUUUCUCGUCGAUCUGGCUUCGAAUCACUUCACUCAUAUUUCAUUACCUUCAAAUCACAUUUUUUUUAUUGUACAGUGUAUUGAUUCAUCAUAUUUUGAGUCAGUUGGCUGGCCUUUUGAUAUGAAUUGGAAUAAGUCCGUCCUGAAAUUACUUGAAGUUGUAUACUUGUCACCUUACUCGGAAUUGGACUUAAAAGUGUUCAUUUUCAUUUGGAGCUCUGUUUAUCCUGCGUUUAAGAAGGCUAUUUCACGGCAGAAUACCAAAUCUACUCAUAUACCCGUUAAUCUAUUAUCACUCCUAUCGGAAAUUGCAUUAUACUUUCUUCGUUUAUCCACUGUUUGUAUUUCGUACAGAAGUGAGCGUAAAGUGACACUCCGGCUCCCUGAUCCCGCUGAAUUAUUUGAUUUGAUUACAAUGAAUCCUUCUAUAGAUUUCUCGUUUCAUUUUACUAUUUUGGAAUCAUUUUAUGGUACAUCCAGUACAAUUAAAGAAUUAUUUACUAUUCUUAAAUCAAGUGAAAAGGAAACUUCUACAAUUGCCUGGUUAUUUUUUGUCAGUUUGCUAACAUACUGUUUGCUGGUUAGAAAUGUGAAUUCAUUUUCUUCAGAAAGUCACGAUGAUUUCGUCUUUCCGUCUUUUAUUGGUGAAAUUCGAGCUUUUUUGCCAGUGCAUUCAACCACUUCAACAAUCUCAAAUUUAGAUGCUGAAACCAUUUUAAUUAAUAUAGCUACUUAUUUUGAUGAACUCGCUACAUUUCAAGCUCGAAUGUUAUUCAAAUCUAUAUUUGUUGAAUAUAUUGGUCGAUUAAAUGAGUUUAUUUGUAUAUGUUGCUCCGUAUCCAGUUCUGCACAGGAAAGUGGUUUCGGUUUGUGGCUCACUACACACAGUAGUUUCCUAAAACCAGAGCAUUUAUGUGUCAGCGGUUACCGGGCUGCAGGAAUGUUAAUUCGUCACUGUUCAAUGCUUCUUUAUGCUCCAGUCACUACCGAAGGCUCAGCAUCAAGUUUCGAGAACCUAGUGAAUCACUUUUUCCUUCCAAGACAAUUGUACGAAACGCAGGAUUCUAAAAAAGUUUCCAUAUUCAAAGAAUCCGAUAUAUUUCCGUAUUAUGUUAUGGAGUCCAUGCAAGAGCAGCUACCUGAAUUUGCACGCGGAAUCGCCCAAUUAAAUUGGCGAAGUGAUCCUUAUCUAUGUCGUAUAAUAAAAGACAUUGUCAAAAUACAUUACAAACACCUUGGACCUGAAGCUGUUGCUUCAGUGGUACUUAAUAGUCCUACGCUGGAUUUUCGGACUCAUAUUUUGCAGUCUGCUACUUAUGAUCAAAUUACUUAUCUGAUUGAAAGUAAAGCGUUGCCCGUUUCUGAUUGUGAACGAAUCAGUUAUCAGCAUAACAUUCUGUCCAAGUGGGUGAAUUUCGCAUAUUUAAUAUUCUCUAGUACACAUUCAAAUAGUAGUUACCAGAGUGACGCUCCAUUUUUAGUUUGCCCCAUUCUGUUCUCACAUGCUCUGAAAAAUCUAACUAGCGCAUUAAAUGCUGACAGUCGCAAACAGAGUAUACAAAUUCUUAAAAUGUAUAAAGAAGCGGUCGUAUCGGUAACUUGCAAGGAAACAAGAUCUCGCAUCCUCGAGCUUUGUAAUAGCCUGGAUAAGAAAACUAUGGAUCCUUCGUGCAAUCUUGUCACGUAUUUUGGUCUAAAAUAGUAUUUCUUCUAGCCCGUACACUUGCCUGAGAGUCGAAUAUAUAUCACCUCACUCACAAAUGCUGCUGAUUUCCAGUCAGAUUUUUGUGCGCGAUUCGCAUCACCAUUUGUACGGAAAUUACAAAUUUAGUUUGUGUGGUAUUUCUUCGAAACUGGCGUUCUUUUUGUUAUGAUGGCCUUGUUAUUAUGGUAUUUUUCAAAAUGAUUUUAUUGUCUCAUUAUUCAGUUUCCAAACCCGUAGUUGUUACAUCGAUGCUUUUUUCAAAAAGAAUAGAGCUCUAGUCCAUUCUCUGAAA